AUGGCCUCAAUUCCCCUCGUUGCGCCCGUCUUCCCUGCGGGCAAGGAGCCGCUCCCCCCUGGUGUCUCAGAGGAGGAGCGCCAGAACUUUCUGCAGGCAAAGAAGUACCAGGACUACAUGAGCAUGGGCAUGGAGUCGUGUGUCGCGAAGACAGUCAUCGCCGGCGCAGGAGGCCUUGCCAUUGGCGCAUUUUUCUCGCUCAUGAGCACGUCGUUCGCGUACGAGGACCCCCUCCUCCGCCAGCAGCACGGUGCGCUCAGCCGCACACAGAAGGCCUCUGAAGUGUUUAAAGAGAUGGGUCGCGGCAUGUGGCGCAGCGGAAAAGGCUUUGGCAAAGUCGGUGCGCUGUUUGCGGGGAUCGAAUGUGUGAUAGAGUCUUAUCGCGCGAAGAACGACAUGGUCAACCCUAUUGCUGCUGGCUUCGUUGCAGGCGGCGUACUAGCCCGCAACGCAGGUCCAAAAGCCGCGUUCGGUGGUGGUCUUGCAUUCGCCGCGUUUUCUGCUGCAAUAGAUCUCUUCCUUAGAAGAGAAACCCCAGAUGAGGAUUGA
Fibroporia radiculosa is the source of this 549-nucleotide messenger RNA. RefSeq lists its product as uncharacterized. Gene Ontology annotation, biological process: protein insertion into mitochondrial inner membrane. The coding region runs from base 1 to 549 and encodes 182 amino acids. NCBI's taxonomy places the organism in Eukaryota, Fungi, Basidiomycota, Agaricomycetes, Polyporales, Fibroporiaceae. Gene Ontology annotation, cellular component: TIM22 mitochondrial import inner membrane insertion complex. Gene Ontology annotation, molecular function: transmembrane protein transporter activity. The transcript has 4 exons. The record is from RefSeq and is a predicted model, not a curated record.